Messenger RNA from Aplosporella prunicola CBS 121167, 1563 nucleotides. RefSeq lists its product as uncharacterized. NCBI's taxonomy places the organism in Eukaryota, Fungi, Ascomycota, Dothideomycetes, Botryosphaeriales, Aplosporellaceae. Gene Ontology annotation, biological process: ribonucleotide metabolic process; RNA catabolic process. The record is from RefSeq and is a predicted model, not a curated record. Bases 75 to 1370 code for a protein of 431 amino acids. Gene Ontology annotation, cellular component: nucleoplasm; ribonuclease H2 complex. The transcript has a single exon.
CACGCUCGAAAGGCCCCGCAAAGCCCGCAACAAAGUCUGCCGCGGCCAAUGGCGAGCAAUCGGCAGGGCCAACUAUGCCUGCCAGCGUUGCAGACCCGCCAAAGCUAUUCGUCCUCCCCAAGAACGUCUCCGACGACGCGCGCAUAGUCACCAUCCCCAACCCUGCGACCGCAACCCAGUCCCGCUAUUACUGCUGUCCCCAGAAUGGCUUCUACGAGUUCACAAGGAUAGCCGCGCCGAAGAGCGCACCAAGAAGUUGGCUUCUGGCACCAGAAAGAGCUACGAAAGAGGAACAAAACCCCGAGAGCAAUGGCUCGACACAGGAGAUGCCCGAUGCGCCGGAGGAGCCGUCGGAAGCCGAUGGUGAUGUGCAGGGUCCUCUCGAAAAAGGCUACACUUUGAAGUCGCCCGACGUUUUUGUGGCUACCCCUCUGGAUGCCCUUUUCCUGAUUCUUCCAGCGCUUGCUCCUUCGGCCAAAGACCAGAAGCAAAUGUUUCUUUCUGCGGACGACCACCUGGACUCGCUAAGCAGUUCAUCCGCACACCUACGAGCGCUUAUUACCCGUCAAACCAUCAGGCAGAGGUUAGAGGAGAGGAUGGCCGCGGUGUGCGAUACUGUAGAUGCGGGAGACGAGAAGAUGUAUCGGCUGUCGAUCGACAAGCUUGUCGGAGAGUUAGUGGCCAAGGCAGAAAAGCUCGUAGACAAUGGGUUACCGGCGUCGAUGGAAGAGAGAUUUGUUCGGAAGGCUUUAGAGGUUCCGGUCAUGAACAUCCGAAGAGAAGAAAGCACGAUAAGCGCAGCAACCGUUGAAGGUGCAGAAGUGGAAACACCAGGAGCCGGCGGGAGCCAAACGGCCUCAAAUGCCAACCCUGAGACUCAGAAUUCAGCCGAGUCUCAAACUGCAGCUGCUACUUCAACUGCGGAGCCCACCGAUACGGUCAAACCCGCGCCAGCAAAACCAGCGAUCGUCGCGCCAGAGGGCGUACCGCGACUCCUUCGCCUGCGCACGGCGAUUGAGUUCAUGUCUACUUCGUACCUUCUCACCGCCCUUCGCUCCCUUGUCCAGACCGCGCUCAAAUCCAACAAGCCAAUCGACUUCACAACAUUGGAUGCGCAUCUUGAGCACCUGUCGUCUCUCCGCUCGCAAGCCCAAGCGCUGCGGUCUUUGUCCGACAACAUUAGCCGGAAACGGGGCGUGGAUGACGACGAGGCUGCAGAAGUGCGCGCGGAGAAGAAGCGGAAAAAGGAGGAAGAUGAUUUGAAGAAGAAAAAUCAGAGCCGAGGCGUCAAGCAGUUGGCCAAAGUAAACACGACGGGGAUGAAGAAGCUGAGCGCCUUUUUCACAAAGGCGCCGGCGAAGAAGGAAUGAAGCGUGUGUCGAAUGUCGGUUUUGGAUUGUGCAUGUGCUUCAGGCGACCAGUCUCCGGGGCAAAGGAGCAUUGUACGGCGUUGGCGGCAGAGCACGUCUCUGUGGGCGCAUGGAUGGGAUUUUAUCAGCGUGCUGGAUAAGCCGAGGGGGUAGCGCAAAGCUCAACACCAUAAAUGCAGUUCGUAUAGCGGUC